Candidozyma auris is the source of this 1101-nucleotide messenger RNA. RefSeq lists its product as uncharacterized. Bases 1 to 1101 code for a protein of 366 amino acids. The record is from RefSeq and is a predicted model, not a curated record. The transcript has a single exon. NCBI's taxonomy places the organism in Eukaryota, Fungi, Ascomycota, Pichiomycetes, Serinales, Metschnikowiaceae.
AUGGAGAAACGGGUUGAAGAGUUGAUUAACGCCGAAAGUGAAAUGGAAAGUAAUGAUUCGAAGUACACAAAGGGGAUAUGGAGCCAAUCUAGCGAAUCGGAUUCAGACAGAGUCGGGUCUAGUGAUCGCUUAAAUCAUUCCAAACUGUUCAUUGAUGGUGGAAACUUUCCAAAACUGUUAACUUUUUAUUGGAUUCUGUUCAUUAUCUUCUUCUCGUUUAACGUCUCUUAUUAUAUCGGGCCUAGAGUAUUAUCCCCUGCUUUUGCCACAUACUUUGUUGAGGAGUCUCCUGAAACCUCCUGGUCAAAUAUCUCGUCAACGGUUGUAAACCUGUUUGACAACUUUGUGCCUGAUUCAUCCGACAGACUCGCAGAACUCUUCCCUAACGUGACAGCCGAUGGUUCAAGAUUUCACUGGUACUAUGGCAUAUUGUGCUCAAAAAAGAGAUGUGUGGAUCCCGAUAAAUGGCACGGGAAUAUAUUACUUGCCAUGAUUGCAUUGAAGGCAGCACAAGAGGGAGAAGUCGCAGAUAUGCACGAUUAUCUUUCAAAGGUUUCAACGACGUUUUCGGGAGUACGUGAGGAAGCCAUGGACAAGGUUGUGGAGCUCGAACGCUAUCAAAGGGAUCAUGAUGACACAGCUGCUCGAGUUGUAAAGGAAAUGAAUAGAACGAUGGACAUUACUAGGGGUUUUGUCGAAAUGGGGUUUUGGUUACCGAAUGCCAUUGUAAUAAUCUUUUUCCUAAAGAGCCUUUGUGCUUCGACCAGUGAUAAAGCUGAAGAAGCUGCCUUUGCGUGCAUCUUUUGUCUGAUGAUUUCAACCAUUUUAACUGGCUUUGGAUUGGUUAAACCAGCUUAUCCAGGUGUUCUCAAAGAGAAUGCCAUCAUGAUCAAGAAAGGAGAGCUCAUGAUUCAACUCAUCGUCCUUGUGAUUUUGCAGUUGAUAUACAUCAUUUCCACUGUUGUGUAUGCGCUGGUCUUUUAUGAAAAUGAAAAAAAAAAUAUAAAAUUAAGAAAAAUGGCAGAAAGUCCAAUCUCACAUAAACGCAAAAACGACAGAAACGAGACGUCAUCAGCAGUGAAUGCAAAAACAACUCACUAG